AUGAGAACUGUUGCAGUCCUCGGAGGGGGUAUCGGGGGAUUGGCAGCGUCCUACUACCUUUGCAAAAGCCCCCAGGUUUCCAAGGUCGUUUUACUUGAGUCCAGUAGUCGUUUUGGAGGUUGGUUGUGGUCCACUAGGAGGUCUGAUGGAGGCGUGUUUGAACAUGGACCCAGGGGGAUUCGACCUGCCGGGGCAGUGGGACGAAAUACCCUUAAUAUGGUGGAGGACCUGGGUCUAACAGGGGAGAUUCUGCCCGUCACCUACAGUCACCAAGCUUCCAAGAACAGAUAUUUAUAUGUCAACAAACAACUUCAUAAGAUGCCUUCAGGAAUAAGUGGUCUUUUCCGGACAGUGAGCCCGUUCUCCCGCCCUUUGCUGUUUAGUAUUGCCACCGAGAUCUUUGCAAAGAGAAGCAAAAAUGAAGACGAAUCCAUACAUUCGUUUGUGUCUCGAAGGCUUGGAAAACAGCUGGCGGACAUUGCCGUGGACAGUCUGUGUCGGGGGGUGUUUGCGGGGGAUUGCCGCAAGUUGAGCGUGCGCUCUUGUUUCCCCGUCCUCUACAACGCAGAGCAGCACAGAGGUUCCUUGACACUCGGCAUGCUGCUGGGAUCUGGACCUUCCCACGUGGUUCCUCCUGGGCCUCUGAGUCAGAGAUCGAUGAAGGAGUCAUGGGCCCAAUGGUCCCUCAGAGGAGGAUUGGAGGAACUCCCGGAACGCAUCGUUGAGUUUCUCCAAAGGAGCGCGAGGGUAGAGCUACACCGAGACGCGUCUGUCAAACACAUCAGCCCUUUGACUAAAGGUUGGACGAUCCAUCUGGAGGAUGGACUCGUAUCUGCUGACCACAUCAUCUCUGCUCUUCCCGCUAAAGUGCUUUCGUCCACGCUGCCAUCUUCGUGUCAGCCUCUCGUCCGCGAGUUGCGUGACAUCUCCUCUGUCACCGUCGCUGUGGUCAACCUGCAAUAUGAAGGCUCCGUACUCCCAGUGACGGGAUUUGGACACUUGGUUCCAUCAUGGGAGGAACCGGGUUUGCUGGGAGUGGUCUACGACUCGGUCCCCUUCCCUCAACACGACAGACCUAAUGGCGCGUCAACCAGACUAACGGUAAUGAUGGGUGGCGCCUGGUUCCAUCAAGAGUUCGGCUCUCCGGACACCAUAAAAGAGGAGCAGCUUUUGGAGCAAGCCACCGAGGCGGUGCAACGUCACCUGGGAGUGACCUCGGCACCUAGUUGGAGUUGCGUUGCGCUACAUAAGGAUUGUAUACCUCAGUAUUAUGAGGGGCACUUUCGCCGAGUAGAACGCAUGCGCAGCUUUAUCAACAAAAACAACCUUUCGCUUUCUCUAACCGGAUCCUCCUUUGAUGGCGUGGCCGUCAACGAUGUCAUCUUUAGUGCAAGGACAGCUGUAGAGGAGUUGCUGGGAACCGCAGUUUGA
Nerophis lumbriciformis (worm pipefish) is the source of this 1431-nucleotide messenger RNA. The record is from RefSeq and is a predicted model, not a curated record. Lineage: Eukaryota; Metazoa; Chordata; Actinopteri; Syngnathiformes; Syngnathidae.